CCGACUGCGAACUACAGCUCCUCGGCUGGCAGCGUCGGUGGUGGCCCCGGAGGAGAGCAGCGCUGCAGGGCGGUGGGGAUGUUCUGUGCCGCGGCGAACGCAGUAGCCGGGCUUCUUAGGGUGGCGGUGUAAGCGGGCGCCUGCUUGUGCGCGCUCGCUCUCCUUCCCCCGCACCGGUCAUGCGCCCGGCGUUCGCGGUGGGCCUGGUGUUCGCAGGCUGCUGCAGUAACGUGAUCUUCCUAGAGCUCCUGGCCCGGAAGCAUCCAGGAUGUGGGAACAUUGUGACAUUUGCACAGUUUUUAUUUAUUGCCGUGGAAGGCUUCCUCUUUGAAGCUGAUUUGGGAAGGAAGCGGCCAGCCAUCCCAAUCAGGUACUAUGCUGUGAUGGUCACCAUGUUCUUCACUGUCAGCGUGGUGAACAACUAUGCCCUGAAUCUCAACAUCGCCAUGCCCCUGCAUAUGAUAUUUAGAUCUGGUUCUCUAAUUGCCAACAUGAUCCUAGGAAUUAUCAUUUUGAAGAAAAGAUACAGCAUAUUCAAAUAUACCUCCAUUGCCCUGGUGUCUGUGGGGAUAUUUAUUUGCACUUUCAUGUCAGCAAAGCAGGUGACCUCCCAGUCCAGCUCCAGCGAGAAUGACGGAUUCCAGGCAUUUCUAAGGUGGUUACUAGGUAUAGGGGCACUGACUUUUGCUCUUCUGAUGUCAGCAAGGAUGGGCAUUUUCCAGGAGACCUUAUACAAACAAUUUGGGAAGCACUCGAAGGAGGCUUUGUUUUAUAAUCACGCCCUUCCCCUCCCGGGUUUCAUCUUCCUGGCUUCUGACAUUUAUGACCAUGCGGUUCUGUUCAAUAAGUCUGAAUUGUACCAAGUUCCCUUCAUUGGUGUGACAGUGCCCAUCAUGUGGUUCUACCUCCUCAUGAAUGUCAUCACUCAGUACGUGUGCAUCCGGGGUGUCUUUAUCCUCACCACAGAAUGCGCCUCCCUUACCGUCACCCUUGUCGUGACUCUGCGCAAGUUUGUCAGCCUCAUCUUUUCCAUCUUGUACUUCCAGAACCCUUUCACUCUGUGGCACUGGCUGGGUACCUUGUUUGUCUUCGUUGGGACCCUAAUGUACACAGAGGUGUGGAACAACCUAGGGACCACAAAAAGCCAGCUUCAGAAGGAGGACAAGAAGGACUGAGGUCAGCCUGGAACAGAGAGACCAGUGUCAAAAUGGGCCAGGGUCUGGUGAAGGUCUGGCCACCGUUUCGCUUUUGUUAAUGCCGAAGUAUUGAACCAGCCGUGUACCAGAGAAUCCUCAGAACGAGGGACGCCUCAGAUUUCUUACCGCUGUAGACACCAACGUUUGUGGACUCUGAAUGGAAACCCCGCAACCCCGAAAUAGAAAUAAGAACAGUUGUCCACUAUUGAACAGCCAGUUGGGUUGUUACUUGUUUACCAGAAUAUUUAGUACUGUUACUUGUUUAUUGAAUUCUGAGUCCUCAGAGCUUCUAGUUUUAUAUCCGUGGUCUCGGGCAAGAUUAUCUCUUGUUGCUAUUCUGAUGGUUCUCUGCCAUACAGUCAUUAUCAUCCUGUGGCCUCGUCCCUUUUUUUUUUUUUUUGGUCACCUUUCCCCUCCCCCCUCCCCCCCAACCCCAGCAGCACUCUCAGCCAGUCAGACGCUCCAGGGAUCAUCAUCAGGAACAACUGAAUGGCCAGGUGAACGGAGACACCAAGGACGUUGGCCUGGGAAGGAAACAGUCGUCCUGUGAGCUGAGCCCUGGUAACGCUGGAGCAGGACUGAUGGGAAUCCUUUCCCACAGCUUUUUUUUUUUUUUUUUUCCCCUAUGCAAAAGUCUUUUAUUUUCUGUGCUUGAAACAAACCUGCAGCAUAUCUCUAUGGCACAAAGUUAAGAAAGAAAGGUCGUGUAUGAAUUGGGAGAGACGUUCUCCCUCAGUCUUCUACAUGAACCCCGUUAGCUCAGAGAUGCGAUGGUGACACCACAAUGGCGGGGAGAAGCUGGCCCUCGUCAGCACCGAGAGAGCCACAGCUAAAUGUUCGAAAGGCUUCUUCACCAGAGAGAUGCAGCCCUGCCGGUCAGUCUGAUAAGAGUCCUGGUCCGUCAGGCUAAGGAGUAGACUGAUACAUGGUGGGUGUGGGUUGUGGUGUAUAAGUUCAAAUCACAACUAAAAUGAAAAGUUUUUUGGUUUUUUUUUCCUAUGAGGUAUCUUAAUGUUCUUGAUGGAUAAUCUGCGGGGGCUUGGGAGGUCGUGUGUUUUACUCCGUGUAGAAACCUGCCCCCCUUUGGCUGAUCACGUCGGAGGUGUAGUUUCCCACCCUGGGAAACUUUGGAGAAAGAGGAACAAUGUGAACGUAGAGUGUAGGGGUGUGUGCGCACUCGUGUAGCUUGUGUGAUAAUACUGGAGGAGAGAAGAGCGUGAAAAUCUGUUCUUUUAUUUUCUUGUUCUUCACUCAGCCCCAGACCUUCAUUAACCUCCCACAAGCACAUGCUUUUCUUUUUUGCACACAAAGGCCUUUCAUGUUUUUCCGGAUGCAGAUUGUGGUCUUAACUUGCGACGUGGCUCUCCGGGUCCCCGUGGCUCACUCUGUGGUGUGUCGUGUUUCCUUCUCUUUCUGCAGCUUUUGUCUGAGGGGGUCUGAGAUAAGUGUUCUAGAACCUUUGGGUCGCUCUGGGGAAGUAACGUAAGUUGCCUCGCUCGUUCCAUAACGUGGGUAUUGUUUCUCCAUCUAAGUCACAGGGUUUUCAGACUGAUUUGUCGUUCUGGACAUUAGUGAUUUAUUCUAAAAGAUGGUGAAUUUGGUAUGAACCCAUUUAUAGAACCAAAAGGCAUUUUCUUUGAAAUACCUAGAGCUCCUCAGACUGAUGGUGCUAUGAAUAGCAUCUGUUAAAUAUCCUCUUAAAAACAAAAAUAAAAGCUACUUUUGUAAAAAAAAAAAAAAAAAAAAAAAAAAAAUCACUUAAUAGAAGAACCUGCCCCUGGGGGCUAUUGGAUUGCAAUGUGUCUGGAGUCUUAACAGGCUAGAACCUUACCUAACUUAGUGUCCUUUUUAUGUUGAUGAAAAUUUGUAGUAAUCGAAAUGUAUUGGUGUCCCCAGAGAGCAUUUAACUGGGUCUAUUAGGUUUUAGAUUCUGGUUUUAGGGAGUAUAUGUUCCUCUCAGAUGAAUACCUCUGCUGGUUUUAUUAACCAGAGGUUAUAUGUGGACAGAUUAGUGCACUCACACAAUAAAAUAGAACACAUAACAGAAUGUCUCAAAUGCCCUGUGAGUUGAUUUUUCUGUCUAGUGGCCGGAAUGUAAGAAAUAGAUGUCUAAUGGACACUAGUUAAUACUUUCAUUAGAAACUUUGGUUUUUUUUGGGGGGGGGAGCCAUUUAUUUCCAUUAGAUAACUGGCUUUUCAUUCCAGGUUGAAAUUAAUUUCAACUUGUAUUAAAGGGGCAAAUAAACCAUUUUGUAGAAAACCAGACCUAUGUAACCAGAAGAGAAUUGUCUAUUAAAUGCUUCUCUUCUUUCUCUGGGUCAAGACUAUGUAACUUUGUACUCCAUAGAUAGUUUGUUUACAAAAGAGAUUUGGUGUUUAAGAGCAAAGAUCAAACAGGAUGACACUAGUGAGAAAGUAUUGUGUGUGUGUGUGUACCCGUUUUAACACCUUGACUGGUAUCGUAAAGUAACAGGAGAAAAUGGUAGAUAUUUGAAUUAUAUUAACAUAGUGUCUCCGUAGCCUUUACCACAGUUCUGUUGUCACAUUAUAAAUGCUGUCUUUUUCACUUGUCAUUAAUUUAUUUUUGAUCCUGUAUUUUCCUUUUCAUCCAACAAAAGCAAUCAUUAAUGCUUGACAGAAACUUGCAAGUUUUUUUUUUUUUUUCCAACGUUUAUUUAUUUUGGGGACAGAGAGAGACAGAGCAUGAACGGGGGAGGGGCAGAGAGAGAGGGAGACACAGAUUCGGAAACAGGCUCCAGGCUCUGAGCCAUCAGCCCAGAGCCUGACGCGGGGCUCGAACUCACGGACCGCGAGAUCGUGACCUGGCUGAAGUCGGAUGCUUAGCCGACUGCGCCACCCAGGCGCCCCAAAAACUUGCAAGUUUUAAAGUACUAGGACAUACUCUCGUCUUUCCCCCUUCUUCCUGCGCAGUUAUCCUAAAUGAAAUGCUACAGUACUGUAUUCUUCUGGGAAGAUUAAUGGACAUUUUUAAAAGGUUCUAAUAUCUUGGAGUCAUUUCUUGAGCACCUUUGCCCUAUUUUUUUUCCUCUCCUCAGCACCACCUCCAGUUUCUUCACUGCAGCUUGUGUUCACGUGUGUAGUUUUCUACUGAGCACCACCUAUAAUCUUGUAUGUUUAGGCCUCUAUUCUUUGGGGCCUCUCAGAUGUUUUUGUGGGUUUUUACAAGGUAUUUAUAUCUGUGUAGCACGUAUUUUGUUAUACAUGGUUAGCAGCAUUGAUACUUGGAGUGUGAGAAUAUCUGACCCACAUGUGAGUAUAUGUAUAGCUAAGUAUGAACAUAAGGGUUAAUGUAAAAAUGUUUAUAUAUUUUGUUACCUCAAACUGGGGCUGAGAAUCUUAACUACCAUUCCCUUCUAUGUUUGGAAAAUAAUUUUGCUUGCUCUUUUCACCCACCUUGAGCUGACUUUAUUCAACAGUGCCAAACGCCUAUGAGGGUGUGGGCGGGGGGUGGAAAACCUCAGGAAUUAUUCAAAGCCCAUGAGUUAGCUGUGGGCCUGCUCAUGGGUGGACCAGUUGGCAUGUUAGAGUGAAGGGGAGGAAGAAAUUUUCCUCUGUCCAAGGUUCUUCCUGCUGGACUCGAAAUUAAAUUUACAUGAGACCGAUUAAGAGGAGAAAAAUCAGUUUUAUUUUGUGCACACAGUACCCAUAAUGAAACUGACACCCAAACGAAAGACUAAAGCAGGCACUUAAAAAAUACAUACAUUUUAGACAGUAAAUCUGUCAGGAAUUGAUAGGAAAAGAAAAUGAAUGGGAGCAUUAGUAAGGUUUCGGGCUGCAGUUGUAGAUUAGUAAAAAUGUAAGCAAGUUUAUUUCUGCAGAUUUGUUUUUUAUUAACGUUUAUUAUUUUUGAGAGAGAGUGACAGAGUGUGAGCAGAGAGGGAGACACAGAAUCCGA
This is a messenger RNA of Prionailurus viverrinus (fishing cat), 5112 nucleotides long. RefSeq names its product solute carrier family 35 member B4 (gene SLC35B4). The record is from RefSeq and is a predicted model, not a curated record. The transcript is spliced from 10 exons. Gene Ontology annotation, cellular component: endoplasmic reticulum membrane; Golgi membrane. Gene Ontology annotation, molecular function: UDP-xylose transmembrane transporter activity; UDP-N-acetylglucosamine transmembrane transporter activity. Lineage: Eukaryota; Metazoa; Chordata; Mammalia; Carnivora; Felidae. The coding region runs from base 180 to 1175 and encodes 331 amino acids. Gene Ontology annotation, biological process: transmembrane transport.